Messenger RNA from Bufo bufo (common toad), 647 nucleotides. It is a transcript of the gene TMEM207, whose product is annotated as transmembrane protein 207. The transcript is spliced from 5 exons. The record is from RefSeq and is a predicted model, not a curated record. NCBI's taxonomy places the organism in Eukaryota, Metazoa, Chordata, Amphibia, Anura, Bufonidae. The coding region runs from base 69 to 509 and encodes 146 amino acids.
UUCAAAAGCACAGGAGAGCGGUAUACCAGCUGUGAGUGCUAAUCUUAAUAGGAUUUUUCACACUCAUAAUGAGGUUUAAAACAGUGUGCUCCUAUUUCCUGAACCCUUUAAAUGGAUUGGCGUAUUUUGCUUUUCCUCAGCCUUCCUGCUCCAGUUUGUGCGACCUGUCUGAAAUAUGUGUUGCUUACAUUGAACAACCCUUCAGUGUUUGGUAUAUAUGGAUCUUCGUGGUUGCCCUGUUAAUUUUGAUGGUGCGUUGCAUGGCUGCCUGCUGCCUCCAGUGUUGUGUAAAGAGACAAGCAAAAUUGUCUUCUAGAAAUAUGGUUACAGUAGUCUCUCUGAGUGGCUCAUGUUCUAUAUAUGUGACAGAGUCUUCCCAGUGCCCUCACCCUCAGUCAUGGUCCUCUCAUCGAACUUCAGAUUCAUCUGCUUCUUCUGCAUCAGUUGGGGAAUUGGAGUUAGGAGCUCCUCCUUCAUAUGAAGAGUUGUUCUCCAAUAAAAUAUUUUGAUUACAAAUGUGAACAACAUGUCUAGUUUUGCUAAACAUGUUUGUUCCCCCUGAACCCUUUUGUUAAAGGAACAAGCUAGAUUAAAGUAAAUCAAUGAUUAUAUGGCUUACAAAUUGAUUUCUAGAAUGUGGUUGUAAG